Cuscuta europaea is the source of this 682-nucleotide messenger RNA. NCBI's taxonomy places the organism in Eukaryota, Viridiplantae, Streptophyta, Magnoliopsida, Solanales, Convolvulaceae. The record is from the annotation of a GenBank genome assembly.
AUGAUGCCUUAGAGAACAGGAUCCUCCGGUCCUCUCUCACUGCCUGCAUAGCCCUCGGGGAACAGGCCCGGAGGCGCGAAGAAAGGCGCCUUCACGAGGCCGCCCAAGAUAAGAAGGUGGAGGGGCUGAUCCGCAAGAACUCCGAGGCGGUGAAGCAUGCUGCACAGCUGGAGGAGGCCCUCCGGGAGGCGAUGGCGGCGGCGGAGAAGGCCAAAGCUGACGGCAUAGCCGAAGGCAAGGCUGAGGCCGAGAGGGUUGCUGCCGAGGCGGCGAAGAAAGCUGCCGAUGAGGCCAAAACCGCCCAGGAGGGAGCUGUGGCCAAGGCCCGAGGGGAGGCAGUUGCUGAGUUUCUUGCUGAGGGCUGGAGGACCGAGGGCCAUAAGGAGUGGGUGGCCUCCGUGGUGGCGGCCUCGGUGGAUGCUUGGGUAAAAGGCCCCGGGGUUGACUGGCUGACGGAUAGGGGCGACGCCUACUAUCAGGGGGGUGAGUUUUUUACCCAGCAUUUGAUUUACCGGAGGCUCGCCAGGCACUUCGGCGUAUCCCUUGAUCAAUUCGACCCCUCGGCAUACGGCCUCCCCCCAUUGCAACCAGACGUGAGAGUUCCCCUCCCCCCGGGCGAAGAGCGGCCGACGAUAUAUGAUUCCGUGAUGAUGGGGAGUGAUGGGGGCGGAGCCGUCGGAGG